Molecule: messenger RNA, 1383 nt
Organism: Capra hircus (goat)
Lineage: Eukaryota; Metazoa; Chordata; Mammalia; Artiodactyla; Bovidae
Exons: 2
Coding region: 123-806 (227 amino acids)
Source: RefSeq, a predicted model, not a curated record
UUGUGUUUUAUAAAGAGGCUGAGGGUUUUUUUUUUUUCAGGCUAUGAAAAUAAUGUAUCUUUGCAGAAUGCACCUUGGACGGUGGAGAAGGAAACUGGAGAAGAAGAAACAUCGCUCAGAGCAUGGAGGUGAGUGAGGCCUCCCACAAAUGCCAUCUCGGCCCCGUCUCAUCUCUGUCACUCGAGCGGUGGUUCCAGCAUUUGAAACAUCAGGGUGAGGAGGGGGCCGACGGCAGGCGGACAGCGGAACUCAGGGUUGUAACUAAGUUACUCGACGGAAGGACCUUGAAAACCCGAGGGCAACGCGCGCUCGCUGGGGACUCGAGCAGGAAAGCCAGUCCCUUGCGGCUCCCAGAGAGAGGUGAGCUCCAGGGUGACUGUCAGGUGUCCAAGCCUCUGGUUUGGGGCCGCCGCCACAGCACUGCUCAGGAAAACCUGGGACCCCGACGGUGGAGCUGGUACGGCUGGAUGGACGCCCCUGGGAUGCUGAGUUCCAGCCUGAGUCUGACGGUCACUCUGAGCCUGCGUGGGAGCAGACCCCCUCCCUGUGAGGAGCCAGGUCCUUUCCUGACUUCCAAGCCUGCUGCAAGCCUGGCAUCACCGCAUGACCCAGCCUGCAACCUCCUUACAGAGGGGAGGCAGGUUCUGGGUCUGAACACAAACGCAAGUGCAGCGGCAGGGCCGUGGCUGGGCUCUGGAGUGGGGCCGUCCUACCUUCGGCCUCUUUCACGUCCAUCCCUGACCCCUUUCGAGAGCGGCUCCACCGAGAUACAGGCCACGUGUGGACAUUUGCAACUCACAGCCUGACAGCUUUGACACAUGUCAAACUCACAUACACGUAUGGAGUGUGAACUGCAGCCACAGCCGGGUGGCACGCACACCCGUGGCGCCCAAGGUGUCCUUCUGCCCCUCCCCCACCUGCACCCUGCAAAUGCUCGCUCUCCAGAGCCUUCUGUCCUUGGAACCAGGCAGGGAGCCCUCGUGUUCCCUCGGCUUCUUGCCUUCCGCACUGCCCCUGCCCAUCCUGGGCUUCCCUGGUGGUUCAGCUGGUAAGGAGUCCGCCUGCAACACGGGAGGCCUGGGUUCCAUCCCUGAGCUGGGCGGAUCCCCUGGAGAAGGGAAAGGCUGCCCACUCCACUAUUUUGGCCUGGAGAAUCCCACGCACUGUAUAGUCGUGGGGUUCCAAAGAGUCGGACACGACAGAGCGACUCUCGCUGAGACUGCUACGGCCUUCCUGAGCACCAGCUCACCCGUUCCUUCUCGCCGCCCAGUGGACUCUGUCGCCUAGAGUCGCCCCUGUUCACUUUCAUCUGUUUUUCUGCGGAUGGGCAUUAAAGUUGUUUCCAGCCUGGGACUGUUCCAAAUAAAGGUCUCAUGAAUACCU